AUGAUCUUCCUUUUCUUCCUCACCAUACUGAAGAUGGCUUUCGGGAUUAUGGCAGCACCACACGAAUCCUCUUCAGCUCUCGACGUCAUUCAACCCCCAGCAAAGAAGAAGAUACCAGCUAAUUUCAAGGCCUCUUGCUCAGACGUUCGCUUCUUCGACCCGAGAGACCUUGUAGAUGAAGGCGACAAGAGAAAGGAUUCGACCCCCUAUCUCAUGGCCAAGUGCGGCGAUGGCAACGGAGGCCAAAAGUGCUCCUGGAUGCCCCUGACCGCCUGUUUCGCAAACGCUCACGGAAAGAUCGUCUACCGGAGAUACGGUGCAUUUUUCAAGUCCUGUGCGGAUUGCAAGUAUGAGAACGUCGGCACAAACAUGACAUGUGAAUGCACGGGUCCCAAGGGAUCGGUGAAGUCCGUCGUCAACUUGAUACUCCUCGUUGCUACGACUUUGGUAAUGGCAGCCCCAACCGACGCCAAUGAGUGGAAGAAUGACGACAACUUCCUCCACAACUGCGAGUUUGUCAACUUCGGUCUCGGCGACGAAAACCAGAACCCUUGGAUUCACCACGCGUGCCCGUUGGACAGGCCGCCUUACAUGCAAUGA
This is a messenger RNA of Colletotrichum godetiae, 600 nucleotides long. RefSeq lists its product as uncharacterized. NCBI's taxonomy places the organism in Eukaryota, Fungi, Ascomycota, Sordariomycetes, Glomerellales, Glomerellaceae. The transcript has 3 exons. The coding region runs from base 1 to 600 and encodes 199 amino acids. The record is from RefSeq and is a predicted model, not a curated record.